Molecule: messenger RNA, 1912 nt
Organism: Antechinus flavipes (yellow-footed antechinus)
Lineage: Eukaryota; Metazoa; Chordata; Mammalia; Dasyuromorphia; Dasyuridae
Gene: YJU2
Product: YJU2 splicing factor homolog
Exons: 8
Coding region: 90-1070 (326 amino acids)
Biological process (GO): mRNA splicing, via spliceosome
Cellular component (GO): U2-type catalytic step 1 spliceosome
Source: RefSeq, a predicted model, not a curated record
GGGUUGGGAGAGCCGCUGUGAGGCGGCCAGUUCUCGGAACAGUUGGCGAAUUGGUGACUGUGGAGUGGGCUCCGUGAAGCGGCGCCAAGAUGUCUGAGAGAAAAGUCUUGAAUAAAUACUAUCCACCAGAUUUUGAUCCAUCAAAAAUCCCUAAGCUCAAGCUACCCAAAGAUCGGCAAUAUGUGGUGAGACUGAUGGCCCCAUUCAACAUGAGAUGUAAGACAUGUGGUGAAUAUAUUUAUAAAGGCAAGAAAUUUAAUGCCCGGAAGGAGACAGUGCAGAAUGAGCUAUAUCUGGGACUCCCAAUUUUUCGUUUCUAUAUCAAGUGUACCCGAUGUCUCGCUGAAAUUACCUUCAAAACAGACCCUGAGAACACAGAUUAUACCAUGGAGCAUGGAGCUACCCGGAACUUCCAGGCUGAGAAACUACUAGAAGAGGAAGAAAAAAGGGUACAGAAGGAAAGAGAGGAUGAAGAAUUAAAUAAUCCUAUGAAGGUGCUGGAGAACCGGACCAAGGACUCCAAGCUGGAGAUGGAGGUCCUGGAAAACCUGCAGGAGCUAAAGGAACUCAACCAGCGCCAGGCCAAUGUGGACUUUGAGGCAAUGUUACAGCAGCAUCGUGUGUCGGAGGAGGAGAAGCGCCAGCGAGAGCAGGAGGAGGACCAGAGGGAAAUGGAGGCCAUGAUGGAGCAGGCUCGGAGACGGCGACUCAUCGAAGAUUCAGACUCUGAUGAGGAGCCCGCCCUUGCCCCUUCUCAGCUGCCCACUCGGGGCGCUCCCACAGCCAUCUUAGAGGAGGUCCCUCAACUAAAAAAGCAAAAGUUGGAGAGCUGGGAACGAAGCGUUGGUGCACUGGGCAGCAAGUCAAAGCUGGCAGGCUUGGUUGUGGCAAAGAAGGCAGCUGCUCAGAGACCCAGCAGCAGCAAUGGGCACAUAAUCUUGCCCUCUUCCAGCACAGGAGUACCACAGAGUUUGAAAGAGACCAGCUCGUCGCCCAGGACCCCCAGUGCCUCAUCUCUGAGCCAGCUUGGGGCCUACUCAGACAGUGAAGAUAGCAGCAACAGCAGCUGAAGCCUCUAUCCCUCCCCUUGGAGGGAGGCCCCAGAUCCUUAAUGGCCCCUCCCCUGUGGGGCCAGACCCCGGAAUCAGGCUGCAGUGGGUUUAUUUCUUUGUUCAGUGAGCCCAGCAAUGUGAAGAGGAGGACUGGGAUGGGAGCAACACUGCCAGAGCCUCUUGUCUAGUGAGCUCACUGUGCUUUCCCCCCUUCUCAGCUGCCCAGGAACUGGCUGCUCCUCUCCUCUCCAGGCCCAUAGACUUUGGGAGGAUUCAGUGUUGUGACACUCUUCCCUCCUUAGGGAGUGGCAACUGAAAAUCCUAUCCAUUCCUAGCCUAGUGCCCUCCAGGAGAUCAGGGGUGACCUUACAGAAGAUAUUGGGACUCAGCCUUGCUUACUUUGGCCCAGCCCCUCAUGCUCAUCAAGCCCAGGUGAUCAAAGUAGAAUCACUGUGGAAGCAGUUGCCUCUUGCCAUCUUUGGAACUGAGGGCUUUUUUCUCCUUGAUGGAGCUAGAAUUAAUUUUUUCUGUUGCUAGUAUGUCAUGGUCAGAUAUCCCAGAGAAUGGAGCUUGAACCUUUGGGAAUUGAAUUAUGAGAUAUAUGAUGCUCUAUCACAAUGGACAUCUUUUCCUGUCUACCUCCUUCCUUCCUAGACCUAAGUAACAUAAGGGGGCAGAUCCUAAGACCAACCAUGCAACUACUGACCAGAUCAGGCCAACCUAAAAGUCCUGUCCCCAUUAUCCCUGCUCCUCUUACCCACCUCCCACCCCCUGAAUCCUACCAGCUCCACCUAAUUUGUAUCUAUAAGUCAUUAUCUUAACCAAAUAAAGAAAACCGAAUGGAUUGUUGAUUAUGCUGA